This is a messenger RNA of Jatropha curcas, 2677 nucleotides long. NCBI's taxonomy places the organism in Eukaryota, Viridiplantae, Streptophyta, Magnoliopsida, Malpighiales, Euphorbiaceae. The record is from RefSeq and is a predicted model, not a curated record.
CUUUCUAUCGUAUACCAUAUGGAAGCAGAAGCUUCUAUAUUGCAAAUAUUAUAGCUUCUAAUACCAAGUUGGCUUAAUAUUAGUUUGGUUCCCAAUGCGGAUUCGAGAAGCACUUCUAUGCUUCUACUUACCAUUACUACUGGUUUCUGCAAACAUCUGCUAUGGUGAUGAUAGAACUAACUCAGUUAACUCAGUUGAGGUAGUUGGUACUGGAGAAUGUGCAGAUUGUGCAGAGACCAAAAUUAAGACUAGCCAGGCACUGUCAGGGCUGCACAUAACUAUUGAUUGCAAGCCAGUAAAUGGGGAGUUCAAAACAAGAGGAGUUGGGAAGCUAGAUUCAGAAGGAAAGUUUAAAGUGAAUCUUCCUAAUGACAUAGUAAAAGAAGAUGGAAAAUUGAAGGAAGAAUGCUAUGCUCAACUUCACAGUGCAUCAGCCACACCAUGCCCUACUCAUAGUGGCUUAGAAUCUUCCAAGAUUAUCUUCAAGUCCAAAAACAAUGGCAAACACACAUUUGGACUUGCAGGGAAACUAAAAUUUUCACCUCUAACUUGCACUUCAGCCUUCUUAUGGCCUCACUUCAAGUAUCCACCACUACCUAAGUUGCCACCUUUACCUAAAUGGAAACUUCCUCAAUUGAAAAACUUUGGUCAUCCUUUCCUUCCUCCAUUUCCACCACAUCUUUUCCCUCCCCUUCCACCACAUCUUUUCCCUCCCCUUCCACCCAAAGUGGUCUACCAGCCGCCAUCAGUGCCAGUCUACAAGCCGCCACCAACACCACCGAAAGUUUUCCCUCCACCAGUGCCUGUGUAUAAGCCGCCACCGAAAGUUUUCCCUCCACCAGUGCCUGUGUAUAAGCCCCCACCGAAAGUUUUCCCUCCACCAGUGCCUGUGUAUAAGCCGCCACCGAAAGUUUUCCCUCCAAAGCCACUCCCUCCACCAGUGCCAGUCUACAAGCCACCACCGGUGCCGCUCUACAAGCCACCACCACUACCCAAGAAACCUUGCCCUCCCAAGAAACCGCUUCCACCUAAACCACCAGUGCCAGUCUAUAAGCCAAAACCACCAAUCUUCCCUCUCCCUCCACUUCAUCCAAAACCACCAAUCUUCCCUCUCCCUCCACUUCAUCCAAAACCACCAAUCUUCCCACUCCCUCCACUUCAUCCAAAACCACCAAUCUUCCCUCUCCCUCCACUUCAUCCAAAACCACCAAUCUAUCAUAAGCCUAUUCCUCCACCACCAAAGCUUCCUCCAUUUCACCACCCCAAAUUCGGACAUUGGCCUCCAGUAAUGCCACCAAGUUCUCCUAUCCAUACAUGGUAUAGAAGCUUACUUAGAGCUUCUACAUUGUGUUUUAUGAUGUUUCCAAUGAGGAUUCUUUCUCUUUUUAGUGGAGCACUUUUGUGCUUUUGUAUGUAUUUGUUGUUUGCUUCUACUUUUUGCUAUGGAGAUGAUAAAAAGGAAGAGCUUGGAGUUGAUAAUUUCAUUAAGCAUAAGGUGUUUCCUCCAUUACCACCAAAAGUCUUUCCUCUACCUCUCAAAAAGCCACUUUUACCACCUAUACCAAUUUCUGGAAAGUCAUUUCUUCCUUCACUCCCAUUAAUAUUUCCACCACCUAUUCCGAUAUUUAAGAAGCCAUUACCUCCAUCAAUACCAAUUUUUAAGAAACCACAUAUUCCAGUGUUUAAAAAGCCAUUGCAUCCAUCAAUACCAAUAUACAAAAAGCCUCUUCCGCCACAUAUUCCAAUUUUUAAGAAGCCGUUGCCUCCGCCAAUACCAAAAUUUAAGAAACCAUUUUUACCUCCUAUUCCCAUUUUUAAGAAGCCAUUACCUCCACCAAUACCAAUAUAUAAAAAGCCUCUCCCACCACCUAUUCCAAAAUUUAAGAAACCAUUGCCUCCACCAGUACCAAUAUAUAAAAAGCCUCUCCCGCCACUUAUUCCAAAAUUCAAGAAACCAUUGCCUCCACCAAUACCUAUUUAUAAAAAGCCUCAUCCAUCCCAUGUUCCGAUUUUUAAGAAGCCAUUGCCUCCGCCCAUACCAAUACACAAAAAGCCUCUCCCACCAUCUAUUCCAAUAUUCAAGAAACCAUUGCCUCCAUCAAUACCAAAAUUUAAGAAACCACUUCCACCUCCUAUUCCAAUUUUUAAGAAACCAUUUCUUCCUCCAAUUCCAACAUUUAAGAAGCCACUCCCUCCUCCCAUCCCAAUAUUUGAAAAACCACUAAUCCCUCUUAUUCCAAUUCAUAAGAAACCAUCACUUCCGCAUCCUCCGAUUCCAGCUUUUAAGAAGCCAAUUCCUCCUUCAAUUCCAGUAUUUACAAAGCCUAAACCACCUGUCUUCUUCAAGCCUCUUCCUCCCCUCCCUCCUUUUCCCUAAGCCUUCCUCCUCAUCACCCAAACAUUACUCCAAAGUGUUUCCCCCAUUCCUGGUCUAGAGAACUGCCUCUCUUGACAACUUACUUCUACCUAUUAAGUUACUCUCCAAAGUGUGACUAUUGGCAUGAAUAUGAACACCAUAUAUAUAUAUAUAUAUACAAUAAAACCUCCAAUGUAGAUAGUAUCAAGUUGUUUGUGUGUUAUUUAUUUUCCUGCAUUUUGAGUUUUAAAUUUAUAAUGAACAUGUAGCUUGUGAAAUAAUUAAAUAAUAAUAAUUUCAGUUUCCAUUUGUGGUGACUAA